GCAGAUCAGAAAAUACCCGAUCGAGCUGCUGUAGCCUGUAGUACCUAGCGCGCAAAGCUAGCUCGUCUCUCAUGCCAUUGGAAUUUGGAGAGGGAAGCCUAGCACCAAGGACUUCGGCUCGGGGCGAGCUGCGCGAUGGCGGCGUCAUCAAGCAUCUUCAAUUGUCAACUCAUCUGAAAACUACAUUGAAGGGGUCACCAUAAUAUCUAGCUCCUGUUCUCGAUGAAAGCAAGCUGACGUGUAUUGGAGGCGCGUUGGCGAGUUUGCUUUCAUUACGCCAUUGAAAUGGACACCCCGUCCCCGCGCCAGCUGAGGCCUCGUCAAGCCGCGAAGCCGGCUUGCUCGCCUGAGAAGCCCUGCUCUUCUUGCAUGCCCAUCGUCGCCCGGCGGUUGUUCUGGUCGGCCCCAAAGGCUCCUGCUUCCAUCAGUCCAGGACAGGACCCUGUGGAAGUGUUAGGGGAGGACGUCUUCUUACGGAUUCUGGGGUUUGUUGAUUCCCGUGCCCUUGCGACGUGCACCCUAGUGUGCAAAAGCUGGGGAGGGCUGGCGAGGGAAGACGGCCUGUGGGAACAGCAUUUGGACGAACUGUGCCGGGGAAAAGCAGCGGUCCCGAAGGUUGCGUUGACGGCGGAGUCGAAGAUGGUGGCGUUUGGGGCGUGUCUCCGAGAUGCCAAGAGGGCAAAGAUCAUGGUGCAAGACCUCUGCGGUACGGCGUUUGAGUUUCGCUUCAAAUGGUCGGCGGGAGACUUUUGGCGAAAUCUGGACCCCAGCUGGCGGUCAGAGCCUCCAUUUAUCAGGGUUUUCCAUCCGGACAACGUUGUCAGCCCGGGUCCUAACGACACAGUCUUCAACGACAUGACCUGGAAGUUUACCAAGACCAAAGACGGGAAGCCCGGGCGCUACGUGAGGAUAAACCAGUGGCCGAGCCUUAACGUCAGCCGGACGGAGAAUUGGGGAUGGACUUUGCAAAACUGCUGGGUGAUCUACAGCAGCAUGUCGGACAGCGAGAUGGGCAGGAAGCUGCCGGCAGACUUGCGCGAGCAGAUCGUGAGCAGGCGCUAGUCAGACACGAGUUGUAGCCUAUCUUGUACAUACGCAUAAUCAAUGUGGGGGUAAAAUCAGCAUCGAAGUUCCUGAAAACAACCUUCUGUACAUACUUGGUAAACGUGUUCUUGGAAUUGUAUUGAGCCGUUAAUUUUUACAGUGCACCAGUGAGCAUCGCUUACUUACACCGAGACAGGCUGGGCAGUGGAACAAUCCAGAAUUUGCGUACAUAGCCUGGCAGCUCGCAGAACUCCAAGAAGGCAAUAAGCACAGGCUGACCUUGUAUAGAAGGCUCUGCGGAGUCUGAGAGUCUGAGGUCUCUUGGGAACUUAACAGGAAAAGCUCUACUUUUGAACAGCUAUCUGUGCCCUGUUGAUUGAUUCAAGUCGAGUCCAGCCGCAGGACUGUUCAAACGUAUACCUGGCACUGCCGCCAGUCCGUCCAUCACAAUCGCAUGCAGUCCGUCGCCUGUCUGCCAGCAAACUAAUGUCCUUUAUAGGCUACCUCAGACGCCGAGUCCGCGA
Messenger RNA from Klebsormidium nitens, 1568 nucleotides. The record is from the annotation of a GenBank genome assembly. Lineage: Eukaryota; Viridiplantae; Streptophyta; Klebsormidiophyceae; Klebsormidiales; Klebsormidiaceae.